This is a messenger RNA of Mus pahari (shrew mouse), 3222 nucleotides long. It is a transcript of the gene Podn, whose product is annotated as podocan. The transcript is spliced from 13 exons. NCBI's taxonomy places the organism in Eukaryota, Metazoa, Chordata, Mammalia, Rodentia, Muridae. The record is from RefSeq and is a predicted model, not a curated record. Gene Ontology annotation, molecular function: protein binding. Bases 403 to 2253 code for a protein of 616 amino acids.
CCUCCCCGCGCCCGGCGGGACCCUGCGCCUGUGUCGGGAGAGGCCGGCGUCCGGCAGAUGCACGCGGGGCGGGGGUUGGGGAGAGGCGGGGAGAGAGAACCCACAACAAAACUUGGCUCGCUGCGUCCACGGCUCGACUUGAAUGACAGGAGCCGGCGCCCGCGGAGCGCAGCGGACACCCGUGAGCCUGUUCCGCCCACGGCGCGGCGCGCAACGACAGGUGCUGGCAGGGGCCAGCGGCAUCAGAUCCCCCGGAGCUGGGGUUACAGGCAGUUGGGAGUCAUCCUAGAGAGUGCUGGGCUCAGUCUUCUGAGAGCAGAGCGCUGCUCUUAACAGAUAAGCUUGUGGACUUUUAUGGAGACAAGCCAAAGGUGAGAGAAGAAAGCCAGCCUGCCCAGCACCAUGGCCGGCAGCAGGGGCCUGCCCCUCCUCCUGCUGGUGCCUCAGCUCUUCCUGGGCCCUGUGCUGCCUGUGAGAGCACCCGUGUUUGGCCGAAGUGACACCCGCACCCUGAGCCCCGAGGAGAAUGAAUUUGUGGAGGAAGAGAAUCAGCCAGUGCUGGUUCUGAGGGCCGAGGAGCCAGAACCUGGCCCAGCCACCAUCGACUGUCCCCGAGAUUGUGCCUGCUCCCAGGAAGGUGUUGUGGACUGUGGUGGCAUUGACCUGCGUGAGUUUCCAGGUGACCUGCCAGAGCACACCAACCAUCUCUCCUUGCAGAACAACCAGCUAGAGAAGAUCUACCCCGAGGAACUGGCCCGUCUGCAGCGGCUGGAGACGCUGAACCUACAGAACAACCGUCUGACAUCCCGAGGGCUCCCAGAGGAGGCAUUUGAGCAUCUUACUAGCCUCAAUUACCUGUACCUGGCCAACAACAAGCUGACAUUGGCACCCCGAUUCCUGCCAAACGCUCUGAUCAGUGUGGACUUCGCUGCCAAUUAUCUCACUAAAAUCUAUGGACUCACCUUUGGCCAAAAGCCAAAUCUGAGGUCUGUGUACCUGCAUAACAACAAGCUAGCAGAUGCCGGGCUGCCGGACAACAUGUUCAACGGCUCCAGCAACGUCGAGAUCCUCAUCCUGUCCAGCAACUUCCUGCGCCACGUGCCCAAGCACCUGCCACCCGCUCUGUACAAACUGCACCUCAAGAACAAUAAGCUAGAGAAGAUCCCCCCUGGGGCCUUCAGUGAGCUGAGCAACCUACGGGAACUGUACCUGCAGAACAACUACCUGACCGACGAGGGUCUGGACAACGAGACCUUCUGGAAGCUGUCCAGCCUGGAGUAUCUGGACUUGUCCAGCAACAACCUGUCGAGGGUCCCAGCGGGUCUUCCCCGCAGCCUGGUCCUGCUGCACCUAGAGAAAAAUGUCAUCCAGAGCGUAGAAGCUGAUGUGCUGACACCCAUCCGCAGCCUGGAGUACCUGCUGCUGCACAGCAACCAGCUGCAGGCCAAGGGCAUCCACCCACUGGCCUUCCAAGGCCUCAAGAAGCUCCACACAGUGCAUCUAUACAACAACGCACUGGAACGUGUGCCCAGCGGCCUGCCCCGCCGGGUGCGCACCCUCAUGAUCCUACACAACCAGAUUACAGGCAUCGGCCGUGAGGACUUUGCCACCACCUACUUCCUGGAAGAGCUCAACCUUAGCUACAACCGCAUCACCAGCCCACAGAUGCACCGAGACGCCUUCCGCAAGCUACGCCUGCUGCGUUCACUUGACUUGUCUGGCAACCGCCUGCAAACGCUGCCUCCAGGCCUGCCGAAAAACGUGCAUGUGCUCAAGGUCAAGCGGAAUGAGCUGGCUGCCCUGGCACGUGGGGCACUAGCUGGCAUGGCCCAGCUUCGGGAGCUCUACCUCACAGGCAACCGACUGCGAAGCCGGGCCCUGGGACCCCGUGCCUGGGUGGACCUUGCUGGUCUGCAGCUGCUGGACAUCGCUGGGAAUCAGCUCACAGAGGUCCCUGAGGGGCUCCCCCCAUCUCUGGAGUAUCUGUACCUGCAGAAUAACAAGAUUAGUGCCGUUCCCGCCAACGCCUUUGACUCCACUCCCAACCUCAAGGGGAUCUUUCUCAGGUUCAACAAGCUGGCUGUGGGCUCCGUGGUGGAAAGCGCCUUCCGGAGGCUGAAACACCUGCAGGUCUUGGACAUUGAAGGCAACUUUGAGUUUGGUAACGGUUCUAAGGACCGUGGCCACAAAGAUGAGGAAGAGGAAGAAGAGGAGGAGGAGGAGGAGGAAGAUGAGGAAGAGGAAGCGAGAUAGGACAAAGUGACAUGGAUGCAACCCAGGAUGAUGGACUACCGGACUCCUUUCUGAAGCCCAGGCCUGUGCCCCAUGAGCACCCCCUUCUGACACACUCAACGCUGAGCCCAAGAGGCACCAGAAAGUCACACGGGCUGAACACAGUCUCGUGUCCCACCCCUUCCAGCAAUGUGUCACACAGUCAGACACGUGCAGAUACCACUUCACCGCCACGCCCCCAGCUUGGCCACGUAGAUAGCCAGCUGCAUGUGACCUUCCAAACUGGCUUUCUGCACAAUCUCACACUGAUACACACACACACACACACACACACACACACACACACACACACACACACACACCACACACACACACACACACCCUGACCUCUGAGUCCACACUGGCCUGGUAGACUCAGGCAGCUACCCUCUCCCCUAUUCACUUACACACAGUGACCUAUGCUACCAAAAGCUCUUGCUUCUGGCCAGCUCUGGCCGGGGAAACAGUUGGCCAUGUGCCUUAUCCUCUGGUCCCUCCCUUGGAGACACAGGGUUGUCUCCUUGCUCUGUGGCCCGGUGCUUUUCACUCUUUGAAACACAAAAGCUGGCUUUUGUUUCGUGCCUUCCCUAUGGGGACUUGAACUUUCUGCCUUCGACCACGGGCCUCACCUCCUCCCCCCAGGUGCUGGGCACUCCUACUACUGGGAGCCCCUUUUUGUUGUGCCCUGGCAGGUCACAGGCACUUUCAGAGAACAGCCUCAAGAAGGCUUGGGAGAGAAAGAGGCAGCACUGUGUGGUGGGGGUGGGGUGGGGNGGGGNGGGGGAAGGGUGGCGGCUGCUGUAUUGGUCUUCAGUUCUGCAGGGAAGUUCUGGGUACCUUUGGUUUUGUUUAAGGAGAAAAAAAAAUAUAUAUGAAGAUAAAAAUCUCAAAGCUGAUUUUCUUUUCCUGUUACAGAAAAACUAAUAUAAAGUAUUAUCCCUGCCCUUGCAA